Molecule: messenger RNA, 2942 nt
Organism: Epinephelus lanceolatus (giant grouper)
Lineage: Eukaryota; Metazoa; Chordata; Actinopteri; Perciformes; Serranidae
Source: RefSeq, a predicted model, not a curated record
GUCACUUCCGGCCCGGGUCGUCCCCCCAUGAGUAGCAGCAGCCCGGUGCAGAGUUCAUCCAGAGCAGUCGCAGCCAGUGGACACUAGCCGCUUUCAUUUCUCCAUUUUCCUGUGGAGGAGGAAACGAGAGCAACGACAAUAAGCCAUAUUUUCUUUUUACGUACCUCCUUGUUCCUUUGACUCAUGCUGCUCAGCUUCUUAGCUGAUAUUUGCUUUGUGAAUUAACUCCAGUAAGAGGCGCUGGUCAGCCGCUCCGCGCAGUCCAAGCCUUCUUUCCGUUUCUACCACUUUUCCCCUCGGUGUUAGCUAGCUAACUGACCCAGGCGACGGUAACUCUGACCCGCCACCCGCACGCCGACAUGCCGGAGUACCUGGACGACCCGUCUGUGCUCACCAAGGACAAGCUGAAGAGCGAGCUGCUGGCUCACAACGUGGAGCUCCCGAGCGGUAACCCGAACAAGGAUGUGUAUGUGCAGCUUUAUCUCCAGAACCUGACCGUUCACAACAAGAAACAUGUCACGGCCACGACUCUGGACGCCUUCUCCAGCGACGAGGAGCUGCCGCCGCCCGUCGUCUCCAGCAGAAGUCGCUCCUCUGGCAGGAAAGCCACCAGGAAAACAGACAAGGUUCUGCCAGACGAGCUGGAUGUGACCCUGCUGAGCGACGAGGGCCUGAAGGACGAACUGCUCAAGCACGGAGUGGACGUGGGGCCCAUUGUGGCGUCCACCCGUAAGGUCUAUGAGAAGAAGCUGCAGAGGCUCCUGGAUGACGGUCCUGCACAGCUGCCUCAGCCAAAGCUGGUUCUCACUGAGAUACAAGUCAACCACAACCAUAACGGCAACUCCGAAUCAGACCUGUACAGUGACAAGGAGGAUGAAGUGGCAGCCCCACCAGAAGAACCAGAACCUGUGGCAGAACCUGAACCAGAACCUGAACUAGCUCCAGUGGUGGAGAGACCGGUGAGGAGCAGAGGGAAGACGCCCGUCACCACCCGCACCCGCAGCAGCCAGCACCAAACGAGAGACCAGUUGAUGGAUGAUGAAGAUGAAGAAGAGCCUGCCCUGCACGUAAAGCGCAGAUCCAGGAGGUUGUCCCAUAGAAUGCAGAUAGUGCCUGAGGAUCUCAGGCCUGUAUUGACAGAUCAGGUCUCGUCGGAGUCCAAAGGGAGGGUUCAUCACAGACUGGACAGUCCAGCUCGGGCUGAACCUCCCUCUACUUCAUCCAGACCUGCUCAGCUCCGAGAGGAAAAGCCACAGCUGAGUCUUCCUAAACUCAGCAAGGAUUCAUCUCACAAGCCAGUCGCUCUGCUCAACACCGCUCUGCUAGAGGAACCUGAGUCAAGUAUCAAACCUUUACGUCCAGCAGCUGCGGCAGGCUCUUUCAUUUGUACUAAACAGAGUCCAAGGCCAGUUGCCAAGCCAUCGUGCCCUUCCUCCCCUUUGGUUCAACUCGCCAAAAUCGAUGCAGUCACCUUUAGCCCCAUGAGUAACAUCUCACCCAUUAAGAGACAAGAGAGCCACUGGUCAGACCAGUUUGGAUCUAAGCCCGGUGGUGUCUCUGCAGCACUGGAGGAGUGUGUCCCUCCAGAUGUCCUGCUGCAUGAAAGGAGGCAGCAGAAAAUCACCAGCUUCCUGUCCACAUGCAGCCCUUUGAAGACGCUCAACUGCACGUCCACGCUGUCCAAGGAUGUGUUAGUGAGACAGGUUGAGAAAAUUGCAGCCAGUGAGCAAGCCCCCAAAGUGGAGGAGACUGACAUUCUGAAGGAGCUGUUCCCCAAUGACAUCAAUAGUCCAACAGGAAUCACCGCCACCUGUCGACGACCCAUUAAAGGAGCUGCCCGGCGUCCAAUCAAGUCCAGUGACCUGUGGAACAACGAAAACUUCCUCUUCUCUCCAAAAACCACCAAGACAACCAGCUCCUCCUCCACCUACACAGAGAGCUGCAUUGUCAACAGAGUCAGCAGCCUGCCCCCCUCUGCCUCUUCUACCUCCACCUCCUCUUUCACUACCACCGCCACCUCCCCUUCCUCCAGGCUUCUGUCUGCAGCUCCCCCUGCAGGUCAGACCAAAGCAGCGCCCCGCGGCAUGUCUCUGUGGAUAAAGCUGUUCCUGCUGGCCAUUGUGGCUGCAUUCCUGUUCCUGGUUUACCAAGCCAUGGAGACCAACUCCAUCAACCCUUUUGGCACCUCAGACACAGAAGUGGCCAGCAGUGGCAGCACAGCAUAGAGAGCACAGGAAGAAUCUGAGGGAGAAACAGAAGCCUGCCUGCUUCUAUUUUUUCUUUCUUUUUUUCCAAGUGUGAAUCUGCAUUGUAGCCAUUUUGUUCCUGGGCGCUGUGAAAUCAUCUGACAUCUUUGCCCUUUUUUCCUCAAGAUUUUGUCUUUUUCUUUCAAUUUCUAAAUCAGUUUUCAGUGAAUACCUUAAGAGACGCAACUUAGCCGUUUCAUUGACACUUCAGUGAUCUCCAUGACAUGUUGUGAAAGGACAGUGCCUCCCGUGCCGUCGGUCUGUGAGGUUACGACAAAGCCAGCCACACACAGUAGCUUUCAUAGAAAUAUGUGAACUCACUUUUUAUUGCCAUGUUUUUUUAUGUCAUGUUUGCUUGGUGCGUGUGUGUACGUAUGUUUGUAUUGAAUGCGUGUGGUUGCGAUUUUUUUUCACACUUUGCCUUAGUGUCUGUCUCUGUUGGUCAUUAACAGCCUUGAAGAUGGAGUUUGAACCUGUAUUUUUGUUUUGUACCUUACUUGACCAUCUUUGUUAAUGAGACAGGGAGGCUUGUUAUUAUAAUCCAAAUAUUUCUGAAUAUUCUUAAACCCAAAACCAAUAUUUUCUUAAUGUUCUCUUCUAAUAAACAGAAUGUCCCUAUGUAUUCUACUUUAUUAUGUAUUCACUGUCACAAAUACUGAAUAUCCACUCAAUAAAAUAUUAUGUUGUUACUGUGCC